Messenger RNA from Clarias gariepinus (North African catfish), 3923 nucleotides. It is a transcript of the gene ccnt1, whose product is annotated as cyclin T1. NCBI's taxonomy places the organism in Eukaryota, Metazoa, Chordata, Actinopteri, Siluriformes, Clariidae. Gene Ontology annotation, cellular component: nucleus; cyclin/CDK positive transcription elongation factor complex. The coding region runs from base 43 to 2088 and encodes 681 amino acids. Gene Ontology annotation, biological process: positive regulation of DNA-templated transcription, elongation; regulation of transcription by RNA polymerase II. Gene Ontology annotation, molecular function: cyclin-dependent protein serine/threonine kinase activator activity. The record is from RefSeq and is a predicted model, not a curated record. The transcript is spliced from 8 exons.
GACGCAGUAAGAUUUUUUUUAAAAAUAGUCUCGUUCUUAGUAAUGGCGGCUCCGCAAAUUUCUCGAUCGGGAAAGAAGAAUAAAUGGUACUUUACCCGGGAGCAGAUCGAAAACAGUCCGUCGCGGAGAGCGGGACUUGAUCCUGAUAAAGAGUUAUCAUACAGACAACAGGCUGCUAAUCUUCUGCAGGAUAUGGGACAGCGCCUCAAUGUAUCCCAGCUGACCAUCAACACCGCCAUCGCGUAUAUGCAUCGCUUCUACAUGAUCCAGUCUUUCACCCGCUUCCAUCGAAAUGUAAUUGCCCCUGCUGCCCUUUUCCUAGCAGCGAAGGUUGAAGAGCAGCCACGUAAGCUGGAGCAUGUGAUUAAGGUUGCCCAUGCCUGUUUAAAUCCUCAGGAGACUCCUCUUGACUCGAGGAGUGAUACUUACCUGCAACAAUCCCAAGACCUGGUCAUGCUUGAGAGCAUUAUACUCCAGACCCUCGCUUUUGACAUCACCAUCGACCAUCCUCACACGCAUGUCGUCAAGUGUACACAGCUCGUACGAGGUAAGUGCCAUAUCGUUUUUUUUUUUUUAAAUUAUUAUAUGAAUGCUGGAAUGCUGUCUGGCAUGAGUGGCCUAUUUCAUUUGGGGAUGUCCUUGCAUGUUUUGUUUGUUCCAGCGAGUAAGGAUCUGGCCCAGACGUCAUAUUUUAUGGCAACAAACAGCCUGCACCUGACCACGUUCUGCCUGCAGUACAGUCCACCCGUGGUUGCGUGUGUGUGCAUUCAUUUGGCCUGCAAGUGGUCUAACUGGGAAAUCCCUGUCUCUACUGAUGGUAAACACUGGUGGGAGUACGUCGACCGAAAAGUCACCCUCGAGCUGCUGGAUGAGCUCACACACGAGUUCCUGCAGAUCUUGGAGAAAACCCCGAGCCGUUUAAAACGCAUUCGAAACUGGAAAGCAUCGGGUCAAACAACGAAGAAGCCGAAAGAGGGCGACAAGACGGAGACCAUGAUGAACAUGAUCUCCAUGGCGUCCUCUGAGAGCACACUAGCCGGCCUAAUGAGUCUCUCGGCCCCUUUAACCUCCUCGCCCGAGUCUCCCACAUCACCUGUAGAGGACAAGCAGCCUGUUUUUAAAGUGCCUAACCCACCAGAACCACCUGCUCCCACACGAGUAUCCCUAAGUGAGUAUCGUGCGAAGCACGCAGAUGAGCUUGCUGCACAGAAAAAGAAGCUGGAAAACAUGGAGGCCUCCGUAAAGCGCGAGUACGCCACAGCCGCCCAGGCCCUCAUGAACCAGCAAAGAAAGGAGAAGCACCACCAUAACCAUCACCAGCAGCAAGCUGGCUCGAGUUCCUCCGAGCCCAUCGUCCUGAAGAUCCCGCUCGAAGAGAGGCAGGAUCGCAGCUCUAUUAAAAUGCGUCUGCCAAACAGCAGCCGAGGAUCCGAGCAGGACCUAAAAUUAAAGCUUCGUAUUCCUGAGAGACGAUCCGCUCCAGGGGAUGACGGAAAGAACAAAGAGAAGCACAGAGAGCGGUCUAACCAUCACCACCACCACAAUCAUCACCAUCACCACUCCUCAGGAAGCGGCUCAUCAUCGUCUUCAUCGGCACACAAACACUCCAGUUCUGCGAGUGCUUCCACAAGUAGCAAAAAAGCAGACCCAACAAGGACAAGCUCAUCCUCCUCUUCGUCAUCCCGAAAGCGAAAUCACUCGUCUGAGCCCUCGUCUAGCGCUCACCCUACUAAAGUCAGCAAGUCAUCCAGGAAUUCGUACCAGCUGCCCCCACUAGCUGUCGAUGUCCUGCCUUCUCUCGCGCUUUCACACAAUCAGGGAAGCUUUGCACACUCCAAAGCGGACAAGGCUGACACCAACGGGCAUGGUGCCAGCUCAGGUGGUCAAUCUAACGAGUUCCAGGACACAUUUGACAUGCUGAACUCGUUGCUGAGCGCCCAGGGGGUGCAGCCCGCACAACCCCAAAUGUUUAACUAUCACUCCCAGUACGGUGACUACAGAUAUGGCGCAAGCUCAAGAGGAGGAAACCCGCAACCUCCACCUCUUCCCUCGGAACCCCCUCCACGGCUUCCACCACUGCCUGAAUAAACACCACGCUCCGUCCCAAGCUUCCCAGAUUUCAUUUCUACCACGUGCAUUAAGAUUUAUGAAAAAAUUUAAGUACCACUAUAUAUAUAUAUAUAUAUAUAUAUAUAUAUAUGCACAUUCUGCUUCAGCCUGCCUAAUGCACCCCAGUCAUCUCUGGUGUUCUUGUGCAUGGGUGGGUCCACGGCACCCGAAUGUGUGGCAAUAAUUGCUAUAACUAUAAAAUAUAAACUAUUAAAACUAAGCAAAAAAAUAUAAAAGCAAAAUGUUAUUUAUUUAAAAAAUGUACAUACUAUUUUUGUCACUCAGUUUUAUAUAUGCAUUACGUCUAAAUGGUGAAGAAAUAGGAAUUGUGUAAUUAAGCGGGGGGACCUUUCGGUUUUGGUGGUCAUCCUUUUUUGAGUAACUGUUGAUGAGAAAAAUUUAAUUCGUUUUUAACAUAUGUUUUUUUUUAAAUAACAAUUAGUGUCUUUUUUUAAACUACAAUAUUUAUUGAUAGACUUUUAAAAUGUAACUAGGGGUCGGUUUGGAGAUCUUUGCUUUCUAUUUGGAUUGAUUUUUGGAUUUUCUUUUUCGCCCUGUUUGUCAUGUUGUCAUUUUGUGCAAGUUGAAGAAUAGAAAUUUCUCAGCCCGCAUGAAGAUGCGUGAAUCUUUAAAAAAAAAUCUGGUUAGUCUUUUUAUUUGUUCAAUGUAGUGUUCAUGACACAUAAAGUGGACAUGAAGCAUUUGAACCAUAAAAAAAAAAUCUUGUUUGUAUUUUUUAAAGAAUUUAUGGGCCCUUGGUGGAAGCAGUCAUUGUUUUAAAUGGUUGUAAAUUGUGGUCGAAAUUCAACUGAAUAUUUAAGAUUUUGUUUGCAUUUUGUUGUUACCAACCCAGGCAGUAUCAAAUUUCUAUCUUUUUGGUUUGUUUGUUUUUAUUGUGCAUAACACAGUAAAAUACUAUGAACAAUGUCAGACUGUUUAAUGGUGCAUGUUUUUCAUUUGUCCCCCUUUUUUUGUAACCCUUCAUCCUUUCCAGAAUAUAAAUAUCACAUACUGGCAGAAGAGACCAUAAGCCAUUGUGAACCAUUAGACUUUAAGCUUAUAACCCAUAUUCAGAUAAUCUGCUUGAAUAUGUCUACCAAAGUUGGAUGCAGCAUAGAGGAUGUAGAUCAUUUUAAAGAAUCCAUCUAUACAUUUAAUUUUUUUUUAUUUUUAUGUUUUCUGGUAAACUCUUAAAAAAAAAAAAAAAAACUUUACUUUUGUACCUGAUUGUUUUUAUUGUUCUGUUUCUAAAACAGGAACCGAUUUUUAACAUCACAUUAACGUGUCGUUCCUGCCUCUGGUUAUUCUGUUUAAUAAGGCAGACUGUCCAUCCUAGCAUUACACAAGCAUUCACCUGAAGCACUGCAUGCUAAUGAUGUACUGUUUAGUUUAAGAGUAUUAUUAUUACCACUCAUUCCUCCGAAGCUAUAUUCUGCCAUGACUCCUUACCAAAAGCAUGAAGCACAUGCUCCUUAACUCUCCCUACUGAAUUUUUAGAUGGUGCUGGAGAUAAAGGGGGUACACAAGAGGUUUAAAAAAAAAAAUUCUUGUUCUUGCAUCAGGUUCUUGGGAUAAUGAGGAUGUGGAAAGGUUGAAUUUCGUGUCUCGUGCAAUCACCACUGCAUCUUUUCACGCCUGCAAAGAAAAGAUUUUUAUUUGUAAUUAAAUGUACACACACAAUGUUCAGUGGUACCACAUGAACUCUCAGGUUUCAGAUAUGAAUUCUUGGAACAUUUCUUGGCAGAAGAAACUUUGUGAACUCUGUUCCUUUUUCUAAAUGUGAUUGAUGUAAAUAAAUGUUUUAUGAAAACAUG